Messenger RNA from Amblyraja radiata (thorny skate), 2724 nucleotides. RefSeq names its product protocadherin-10-like. Gene Ontology annotation, biological process: homophilic cell-cell adhesion. Gene Ontology annotation, molecular function: calcium ion binding. The transcript has a single exon. NCBI's taxonomy places the organism in Eukaryota, Metazoa, Chordata, Chondrichthyes, Rajiformes, Rajidae. The coding region runs from base 183 to 2579 and encodes 798 amino acids. The record is from RefSeq and is a predicted model, not a curated record. Gene Ontology annotation, cellular component: plasma membrane.
GACAUGGCUGUGUAAACGUCUAAGCAUUGAGAACAUUUUCUGAAUAACACUCUGGUUGCGCUUUAGUGUGUCGCCGCAUUGGGAUUUAUUUGAACAUUCGACUUAUUGGACUCGGAGCACAGAAUAAUCUUGCUGAUUGGUACAAUCUUUAUUAAUUAUAAGACACAUUUCAUCCUAGAACAAUGGCGACUGCAGCUAGCGACGCGGUGCAUUUUAUCUCUCUGCUCAUUCUGUCGGGCCAUGUUGCGGGACGAAUUCGCUACUCUAUUCAAGAGGAGCUGGAGCAAGGGGCAUUUGUUGGUAAUAUCGCCGAGGAUUUAAACAUUGGGAUUUCGGAAUUGUGGACAAGAAGGUUUCGUCUGAUUUCCGAUGAUACGAAAAAAUAUCUGUCUCUAAACCUGGAAAAUGGGAUUUUAUUUGUCAGUGAGCGAAUUGACAGGGAACAGGUUUGUGGCGAACGCUCUCUUUGUUCCCUUACCUACAAAAUAUCGCUGGAUAAUCCUCCGGAAAUGCACAGUGUUGCCGUGGAAAUAAUUGAUGUAAAUGACAAUCCACCUCGCUUUUCUAAAGACGAAUUUUCUUUACGGAUUAAUGAAGUAAUUGCACCAGGAGCGCGCUUCCCACUUGAGAGCGCGCACGAUCCGGAUGUGGGCACAAAUACUAUCAGCACUUACCAGAUUAGUCCAAAUGAACACUUUGAUCUCAAAUUGCAGAAAAUAAGUAAUGGAGACGUAAUCGCCGAAUUAUCAUUGGAAACAUCACUGGACCGAGAAGAGCAGCCCACAUUUUAUCUUGUACUGACGGCCAUUGAUGGUGGGAUUCCCCAGAGAACCGGUACUGCUCAAAUUAUAAUCACUGUUGUGGAUAUGAAUGAUAAUGCUCCUGUAUUUGACCAUGAAUUAUACAGAGCUAACAUACGAGAAAACUCUCCCAAGGGUACGUUGGUGACGAAGGUGAGUGCUGCUGAUUUAGACGAAGGUACAAAUGGUGAUCUCGUGUAUUCUUUCACCAGCCACACGUCACCGUCGACUCGAGAAUUAUUCAACUUAGAUCCUGUAACUGGAGAGAUCAGAGUUGAAGAAGUAUUAGAUUUUGAAAAGGCACAUAUUUAUGAACUUGGUGUAGAAGCUACGGAUAAAGGCCCAUACGCACUAGUAGGGCAUACCAAGAUUAUGGUUCGAUUAAUUGAUAUGAAUGAUAAUGCACCCGAGAUAGAGGUAGUGUCCUCAUCCAAUACGGUUCCUGAAGAUGCGCAAAUUGGAACAAUGUUAGCCGAAAUCAGCGUAAGUGAUCCUGAUUCUGGCGAAAACGGGCAAGUGCAGUGCGGUGUUGAUAAAAACAUACCAUUUAAACUUCAAAAGAUUUCAAGCAACAAUUAUAAUUUGGUGACGAGUGAUGCUUUGGAUCGAGAAACGGUCUCAGCUUAUAACAUUUCAAUUUCCUCGUGGGACCGAGGUUCUCCUCCCCUUUCAGCAAGUAAACAUAUACUAAUCACCGUUUCCGACGUAAAUGAUAAUGCACCGAGUUUUACCCAAUUCACAUACAACGUGUUCCUAAUGGAGAAUAACAGACCUGGUGCUUCCAUAUUUGCUGUUACUGCAUUAGAUGCAGAUUUGGAUCUGAAUGGUAUGUUAACGUAUUCGGUGGUGGAUAGCAGGAUACAAGAUGUUUCAGCAACGCAUAUUGUUACAAUUAACUCUAAGAGUGGAAAUGUUUUCGCAGUGCGUUCUUUUGACUACGAAAACCUAAAGCAAUUCAGGAUCAAAGUUAAAGCUGAAGAUGCUGGAUUCCCCAAGCUGAGCAACACAGCCAAUGUAAAUGUUAUUAUUUUAGAUCAAAAUGACAAUGCACCAGUGAUUGAUUCGCCUUUAAUGUGGAACAAUACAGCAUCAUUGGAGAUUGCUCGUCAAUCGUUAUAUCCAGGAUACUUGGUCACUAAGAUAAUCGCAAGUGAUGCGGAUUCAGGGCAGAACAUGCGCCUUUCCUUUCAAAUUUUGGAGGCCACCGACAAAAGCCUAUUCAAUCUUGGGCCACACUCUGGGGAAAUUAAGACUGUGAGAAAUUUGAAGAUUGAAGACGCCACCAAUCAAAGGAUGGUAAUUCACGUCAUGGACAACGGACAGCCGCGCCUCUCCAGCACAAUCACCAUCAUUCUAUCAGUUUUGGCGAAUAUUACUGAAAAAAUGUCCUCAGAAUUGCACCAACAUAGGAAUGUUAGUCAAUUUUCCGGGCCGAAUGUUUAUUUAAUCAUCAUUUUUGGAUCAACUUCCGUUAUCUUCCUGGCAAUCAUAAUUUUGCUGCUUCUACUAAAAUGCAAGCAAAACAGGACUAACAACGUGGAUGAGACCAGAUGCUGCUUUCCCUGCAGCAAGUGGCACUCGACUGAUGCCUUUAAUCGGAGAGCGGUUCUUCAUGAAGGGUUACAUUAUAGUGGAGCUGCUCCAACUCUUCCCUUAUCUGGAACUUGUCACUACGCAGUUGGCCUAUCAUCUGAAUCUUCUAAAUGUGAUUUCCUAUUCCUAAAACCUACCUUGAAUUCCAAUGACAUGAAUACUCGUAGUACCAUCGGAAGAGAAUGACAUACAUCAUGGUUUGUAUUGCGAGUGGGAUAGGAAAUAUAUGUAUCUUGCGAUUCUAACCAAGCUUCACCGAUUCAAAUAAUAUCACAUAAAUACUUUAUAUAUAGCAUAAUGACAAUGAUGAAGCUUUGUUGUAGUUCGGUUU